Molecule: messenger RNA, 7057 nt
Organism: Hippocampus zosterae (dwarf seahorse)
Lineage: Eukaryota; Metazoa; Chordata; Actinopteri; Syngnathiformes; Syngnathidae
Gene: prex1
Product: phosphatidylinositol-3,4,5-trisphosphate-dependent Rac exchange factor 1
Exons: 42
Coding region: 427-5382 (1651 amino acids)
Biological process (GO): intracellular signal transduction
Molecular function (GO): protein binding; guanyl-nucleotide exchange factor activity
Source: RefSeq, a predicted model, not a curated record
GCACUGCCUCACUUGCCUACCCUGACUCGUGUUUCGUAUCACAAGUACCUUCCAGGACCAUUCAUUGCUGCGACCCCCGCGUCCGACCGAAGGUGUCAACAGUUGACUCGCCACUAGAGGAGAGUUGAGGCACCCCAAGAGUGAAGCGGCCCCUCCUCCUCGCCAUCCUCCGGCGUCCGCUGCUCGGCUCUCAGCUGCUCGUUGCUCAUACAAGCGGACUUCUCCUCUAUCUUGCUGGUCGAGCUUCACGCGUGGUGCGCGGUGCUGCGAGCAUCUCCCGCCCGGGGACCUUGUUGCUUGGAUGCUUCGAAAUGGACUGAAGGGUCAACUGGCAAGCCAAUUGCGGAUACUCGACGUGAGAAGACUACUUUUCUACCCUCCAACCUCUUGUUGCGAGGCACCUUUUUGAGGGGUCCACUCGCCACCAUGGACGAGGAAGACGGGCAUCAGGUCCACGCCGUCAAGGAGUCGGACCGACAACAACGACUCAGGUUGUGCGUUCUCAACGAAACGUUGAACACAGAGCGGGAUUAUGUGCGGACUUUGCUCUUCCUCCAGUCGGCAUUUUUGCACAGAAUCAGACAAACUGCAGACGACCAACAAUGUCUCUCACCUGAACACGUCAAGAUUCUGUUUUCCAACAUUGAGGACAUCCUGGAAUUGCACAAAGAGGUGUUGUCCUCUGUGGAGGCCAUCCUGCAGCCAGAACCCCAGCCCCAUCAUGCACUGGGACACGUGUUUCUCCAGUUUAGGGAGAGAUUCUCCGUGUAUGGCGAGUACUGUAGCAACCAUGAGAAGGCUUUGCGGCUCCUCAUGGAGCUAAACAAGAUACCCCACAUUAGGACCUUCCUCCUGCACUGUAUGCUACUGGGAGGGAAAAAGAGCACAGAUAUUCCAUUGGAGGGCUAUCUUCUCACUCCCAUUCAGAGGAUCUGCAAGUAUCCGCUGCUACUGAAGGAGUUACUGAAGCGGACCCCGAAGAAGCAUGCUGACUAUCCUGCUGUAGAGGAGGCUCUGCAGGCCAUGAAGGCUGUCUGCUCCAACAUCAAUGAGACGAAGCGGCAGAUGGAGAAACUGGAGGCCCUGGAACAGCUGCAGUCUCACAUUGAAGGCUGGGAGGGCACUAACUUGACGGAUAUCUGCACAGAAUUACUGCUUCAUGGAAAUCUCCUGAAGAUCUCAGCGGGCAAUAUUCAAGAGCGAGUCUUCUUCCUGUUUGAUAAUCUUUUGGUCUACUGUAAGAGGAAGUCCAGGGUUUCUGGAAAAAAGUCCACCAAGAGGACCAAGUCUAUCAACGGUCCCCUCUAUGUGUUCAGGGGCAGAAUCAACACGGAGGUGAUGGAGGUGGAAAACGUGGAAGAUGGAACAGCGGAUUAUCACAGCAACAACUACACAGUGACCAAUGGUUGGAAAAUCCACAACACAGCGAAAAACAAGUGGUUCGUCUGCAUGGCCAAAACAGCGGAGGACAAGCAGAAGUGGCUGGAUGCCAUCUUGAGGGAGCGAGAGCAGAGAGAGAGUCUCAAACUUGGAAUGGAACGGGAUGCCUACGUGAUGAUAGCUGAGAAAGGAGAGAAGCUCUAUCACAUGAUGAUGACCAAAAGCCGCCACCUCAUUAAGGACAGACGUAGGAAGCUCAGCAUUGUGCCCAAGUGCUUCAUGGGAAACGAGUUUGUAUCGUGGCUUAUCGAGAGCGGAGAGAUCAGUAAACCUGAUGAAGGGGUCAACUUAGGACAAGCCUUGUUGGAAAAUGGCAUCAUUCACCACGUAUCAGACAAGCAUCAAUUCAAAAAUGAGCAGGUUUUAUACCGUUUCCGCUACGACGACGGCACCUAUAAGGCCCGCAGCGAGAUGGAGGACAUCAUGUCGAAGGGCGUCAGGCUUUACUGCCGCCUUCACAGCCUCCACACCCCCGUCAUCAAGGACAGAGAUCAUCAUCUGAAAACGUUUAAAUCCGUGGUGCCUGCUUGCAAACUCGUGGAUUGGCUCCUCUCACAGGGAGACUGUUCGACUCGAGAGGAUGCAGUGACGCUGGGUGUGGGUCUCUGCAACAAUGGCUUCCUGCAUCACGUUUUGGAGAAGAGUGAGUUCAAAGAUGAGUCUCAGUUCUUCCGCUUUUAUGCCGACGAAGAGACGGAAGGAACCAGCUCCAAGAGCAAACAGCUCCAGCGUAAUGACUUCAAGCUCAUCGAAAACAUCUUGGUUAAAUCUCUGGUGAUUCACCCCGAGGAGGAGGAUUACGGCUUUGAGAUUGAGGAGAAAAACAAGGCCAUUGUGGUGAAGUCUGUCACCAGAGGCUCACAUGCUGAGAUGGCAGGUCUGCAGGUGGGCAGGAAGAUCCACACCAUCAACGAGGACCUGUUGUUCCUCAGGCCUUUAGUCGAAGUGGAAGCCAUGAUCAACCAGGCCUUCUGCAUACGACGCUCCUUGCGGCUGCUCGUGGCCACCAAAGCCAAGGAGAUUGUGAAGGUCCCUGACAACCCAGACAGCCUUUCCUUUCGACUAUGCGGCUCGGCACCCCCUCAUGUCUCUGCUGUCAGGAAAGGCUGGGAGGCAGCAGGGGCGGGGCUUCAACCCGGGCAGGUCAUCCUGAAGGUCAACGGCAACAACGUCAACCGCAGCGACUACCAAGAGGUUCUGGAGCAUUUCAGCGCACGACAGACAAACCUCGAGCUUCCCCAUGUGUGUCAGUGGGUGUACCGUGCUUUUGAGGAUGUGGAAGAGCUUCAAGGCCCGCAAGCUUUAGCUGAAAAGGAAGAGAGUCCGUUCAGGCCUUACCCUGUAGAAAACGGCUCUGACCACAGUGAGGAGAAUGGCACCAACGGAACAGAUUAUAGCCUGGGAAGCCUGUCCAUCUCAGAUGACACACCGCUGGUCAAUUUGACUGUGGAUAAUGUCCACCUGGAGCAUGGGGUGCUUUAUGAAUAUGUCAGCACUGCUGGGAUCAAGAGCCAUGUCCUUGAGAAGAUAAAGCAACCCAAAGGCUGCUUUAGUCUCACUGCUAAGAUCCUUGAGGCAUUCUGUCGCGAUGACAGGCUGUUUGUUAGCAAUUGCAGCCAGCUCAUCUCGCGGAGUGACAAAGUGGUCACGAUGCCCCAGUAUGAGUUCAGGCACAUCUGUGACACCAAGCUGGAGAGCAUCCGAUGGCGCAUCAACAACUACCAGCAGUUUUCCUUGGAACUUCGAAACAUGGCCUGGCCCACCUUUAGGCAAGCCAGCAUCGGAACCCACCCGCUCAGCUGCAUGGACUUUGUUCCUACCAACUUCCACGUCAACCUGAUGCAGGUUUCCUACCCCAAAAGUGUUACCUCCGCUGGCAGGACUUUUAGUAUCCGCUUUGGACGGAAGAACUCUCUGUAUGGCCUCGACCCUGAUCAAGCUCAACUGAACCCGAUGUCACACACCCAGCAUUGCGUCACAAGCAUGGGAGCGCCUUCGUGGAACUCUUCGGGCCCGGAUGGGGAGGACGGAGAGGACUCUGUGAAUGGGGGCGAAGGUUUGAUGGACAGCCGGGGUCACGGCGAAGGCGGCUUGAGCUUUUUGCUCAAGCAGGAAGACACGGAGACGCAGGACGCCUACCUUCACUUGUACAGCCGCCUGGACGUUGCUGUUCGGGAAAUGAAGCAAUAUGUGGCUCAGAUCGACGUUCUCCUGUCAUCCAUCACCGAGCCUACACAGAUCCAGACAGUUGGAGGAGAGGCUCCCGUCUAUGAUACAGCCCAGCCCCCUUCUUUGGGUGCCUCUGAGGACAACUGCGACCAGGACAAAGUGGAGCAAGGUGGCAUCAAACGGGUUUGCUUCAAGGUGAACGAGGAAGACCAGGAGGACUCAGGUCAUGACACAAUGAGCUACAGAGACUCCUACAGUGAAUGCAACAGCAACCGAGACUCUGUCCUGUCCUACACGAGUGUGAGGAGUAACAGCUCUUACCUGGGAAGUGACGAAAUGGGAUCAGGGGAUGAGUUGCCUUGUGACAUGAGGAUCCCCUCGGACAAACAGGACAAGUUGCACGGCUGUCUCGAGCACCUUUUCAACCAGGUUGACUCCAUCAACUGUCUCCUCAAAGGAAGUGUCAUGACCAAGGCCUGUGAGGAGACCAAGUACUUCUAUUCCGAUCACAGCCAACCAGAGUUUCGCCAGACGGAAGACUGGACAGUUCGUUGUCGUUAUGUCAUCCACAAGAACAUCCAGGAGGACCCUUGGAACCUUCCCAACUCGAUUAAAACUCUGGUGGAGAGCCUGCAGAGAUUUGUGGAAGAUGGAAAGAGCCAGCUUCUCCUGGCCCUGCUUAAAUGCACAGACACAGCUCUGCAGCUUCGGCGCGAUGUCAUUUUUUGCCAGGCCGCCACAGCUGCUGUGUGCACACUGGCCGAGCAGCUGCUUGCCGCAUUACGAUGCCGCUUCAACAACGCCGGCGAGUACCAGGAAGAUAGCAAGGAAACUAGCCGCAAAUGGCUGGAGCAAAUAUCUGCCAUUGGCGUGCUGGUGCACUUGCAGUCCACGUUAGCGCCCCAUGUGAAAGAAGAACGGACCAUGCUCGAAGACAUCAAGGCGGCUCUGUCAGACUUGGACAAAGUCACAGUGUUCUUCAGGCAACUGGAGGAUGAAUGUCUAGUUGCAAACUCACCAGUGUGCUACCAGGUGGAGGGUAGCCGACAGGCCUUGAAGGUGAUGCUCUACCUUGACAGCUGGCACUUCAGUGAGCUACCCAGCCGGCUGCAAAACGGAGGCCACCUCAAACUUCAUACCAUUCUCUUCACCAGAGCACUGGAGCGCCCAGAGGGGCUGUCCCAGCAGGACUACGUCGCCAUGGAGGAGUUCCAACAGCGCACAAAUGCUGUCUCCUUAGAGAAGGUCAAGGCCUACUACCGCAGACUCAGGGCCUUCUAUUUGGAGAAAUCAAAUCUCCCCACAGACUCCAACACCACAGCUAUGAAGAUUGAUCAGAUACUGGGCCGUGAAGUUAGAGAUCUUCGGCCGAGCAUUGCCAAACUCCUCCGCCCCCUCAACACGUUGGACGACCUUUGUCGGCUGAUGCAGUCGUACGUCAACGUGCGCCCCGGUACCCACGGCCACCCUUCGGGUGUCAGCGUGCUGUGCGUGUCCUCAGAGCUGUGCAAUCGCCUCGGAGCCUGUCACAUCACCAUGUGUGCCACCGGCAUGCAGAGAAGUACCUUAAGUGUGACACUGGAACAGGCAAUGAUCCUUGCCAGGAAUCACGGCCUCAUGCCGCGAUGCAUCAUGCAGACCAUGGAUGUCAUGCGCAAACAGGGGUCCAGAGUUGAGCUCUCUGCUAAAAACCUCAUGGUAAUGGACCAGAUGCCGCCGUCAGCACCAAGACUCUUCAAGCUAUGUUUGCCACCCUCAGAUGGAGAACUCUAGGAAAAACAAAACAAAACAUCCAACUCAGCGAGAACUCGCAAAUGCGGGCAAGGAAGACAUGAAACAAUCAAAUGUUUCGCCAUUUUUUCCAUCAAAAGCACAGCGCUUAUGGACAGAACCUCUUCCCGACAGCGCCUUUGUUGCCAUGGAUUCCAACACCAAUCUAAUCAUAAACGCUCAAUAACGUCUGGCUUCACCUUUCGAAACCAAUGCAACCUGAAGUUGAUCAUCCAAGUCCCUAUCGGGAAGCAGCCCAAUAUCCGCUUGCGCUGCCGCCACAGACCUCACAAUAACCGGAUUAACCAAACUAGCAGUAACUUCCACCCGAAAACUCAAAGAUUGUCCUUUUUUUUUCCCUCAGACUGCAACUCCGGAGGACGGUCUGCGUUGUUAUUAAGACUGAUGUUCCGCAGGGCUCAGUGUUUGUCGAGGGGGGAGAAACAGAAAGUCAUGGCAAAGUGAUGGAAGGUCUGGAUUUUAGGGGUGGAUCCAACCCAGUGCAUGUGGUUCCUGUGCAAUUACUGUAGGCUUAGUGUGAGUACUGUAUUGCCGCACUAUAUGAAGGAUAGUUAUUUAUUGUGUCUGAAAGCAGCUUUUUUUAAAAUCCCUUAUACCACACCAGGUUUUAAAGAAUCUACUAGCAUUCCAGCUGGCAUAUUGAACAGUAUUUAAAGGACCAAUGACCUGCCAUCAGUGCUUGUUUCUUAUGAUCUAUUUAUAUAAGCUUUUGUCCAGGAGGUCUUUCAUUCAUAUUCAGGAGGUACAAAAGGAGGGAGAUGGGGGGGGGGGGGGGGGAUUACCAGAAUCGCAACAAACAAAACAAAAGAAAACCACGAAACAUUUUGUCCAGUCAACGGACAACAAUAUUUAAUCGUUGGUAAAUUAUUAAUAUAUUCAUUAAAAUGUACUACCUGAAGGAUUACCUUCUGAUAUUGAUGUUUAUUUUAACAUGUUUAAGUGGUCAUAAGACUAGGUAUUAAAAUAGACUCAAUUGAGGGCAUGUGACAGUGUUAGCAACAACAACAAAAAAAGUACUGUAAAGAGUUGUUAGGUGGCGCUCAAGAAAGGGAUCUUCGUAACAUUUCUUUGUACAUACAAGCUGUAGCCGUGACAAGGAGCAAUUGUUAGCUUAUGUCUUAAAGCAGAUAAACAAUGUCAUUUAUUGAAUUGGGUAUUUUUUACGUCAAAUGUAGUACGUCAAAGGUGUGCUUUUUAAAAAACAAAAACAAAAACGAAUGGACGCUUUGUCAGUGUAACCUCAUUGAUCAGUGUUUUUUUCUGGCUAUGACAAAGGUUUGAAAUGCAUUUCAGCAAUCUCGACACGCUGCGUUCAUUAGACCGCUGGCUUCUUCUACUGACUAUUUAUUCAAAAGAAAUCAGGACCCAAACCACAUCCAAUUCGGUCUUAAGGCGAGGUCCUUCAUCGCUGCGUCAGCUCAACUUCCAUGUAUGCGUCGUUGGUUUCGAUUUGCUAAUGACUGCAGCAUGUUGAAUAAACAAAAGCAUGUCGUCGGUGACGCAGUGUCUUGACAUUAUUCUAAUGUUUCUUACUGUGUAUAUACAAUAUUUGCAAUUUUAUCUCGCUGGAAAAUAACUGUACAAAGAAUCUUUUGUUUCUAAAAUGAUCACUGUAAAUGCAAUCUUAACAAGCUAGUAAAUAAAAAUGUUCCAAGUA